GUAGCACUGCCUCAAAUACAUUGCCGCUGUCACGAAUGGUCACGACUUUGUUGAAAGGGGGAGGUAAAAAAAGCCAUAAAAACACAAAUCUUGCCGGUCAAAUCAAUUUUUCGCAAUUUUUAUUGGAAACUGCAAAUUUCCUCAAUCAAAUUUACAUGUUGUCCCAUCAGAGCGGCUGGAAGAACUUUUAAAACUAAUCACAAAUUUUCGUGCGAGCGUAAAAAUGGCUGCAACCACGAACGGGAAUGGAAACAUUGUAGACGAGUUUGAGGAGGCCUUCCAGGCUUGCUUGACCGUUUUAACAAAAGAUGACACACAGAAAAUGGAGUGGGAUGAGCUCAGAUCGGAGGUUGAACAAGUAAAUGUAAAAUUUGUUGACCUUGCAAGACAAAUGGAAGCUUUUUUCUUGCAACGAAGAUUUUUACUUUCUGCGUUGAAGCCAGAACUUAUUGUGAAAGAGGAUAUCCAAGAAUUGAAACUGGAACUGAUGAGGAAAGAAGAGUUGCUCCACAGGCAUCACGAAAAAAUUGGUCAGUGGCAGAAUCUUCUGGCAGAUUUGCAGAGUUGGCAAAAGUCUCCAGCACACGGCCCAGUACCUCCAGGCCAAAUCACCCCUGGACAGCCUGCACCACAACCACAGCCUCCGCCGGGGGUAAUGAUGCCCAAUCAAGUGCCUGUAAUGGGCCCGCAAGGACCUCCUAAUCCAGUUGUCCUGCAGCAGCAGCAGCAGCAACAACUUCAGCAGCAACACCUUAUACAACAACAGCAACAAAUGCAGCAAGGACCACCUAUGUCUCCAGCUGCGGGUCACCCGGGUCAGCAGCAAAUGAUGUUCAUGCAGGGCCCGCCGAGAGGCCCGAUGGGAUUCCCCGGACCAUCUGGGGCCAUGCAGGCUGGUCUGCAGGGACCCCUGGCCUACCUGGAGAAAACCACUUCCAAUAUAGGCAUGCCAGAUGCACGAAGGUGACGGGGAAGGGGCAGGGGGCGCGGACGAGGCCGUGGAAGGGGCCGUGGAGCCAACCAGCCGGGCAUUGAAUACAGCCCGCCACAGUGAGCCCUUCCGUAGCAUGCACGCACACAUAAAAACAAGGGGUGGGACCUUAUAAUUUUUUUGUUUAAAAGUAGCCCCAUCCCGCACAAACUUGCCUCCAAAGCCUGGGACCAUGAUAUGAUAUCUUAUUUAGGUGAUGUUCAGGCUAUUUAAUUAGUUAUACUUAAUUAUUCAGUGGUUUCAUGAGAGUAAAACGAUGGUUGCUGUGGAUUGUAAGUUCAAUAUUGGGAAAAUGCACUAUAUUUCAACCUUUAUGUUUCAUGGGUAAAUUUAUGAGUUGAUCGUUUUUUUUUUUAA
Molecule: messenger RNA, 1348 nt
Organism: Neocloeon triangulifer
Lineage: Eukaryota; Metazoa; Arthropoda; Insecta; Ephemeroptera; Baetidae
Gene: MED28
Product: mediator of RNA polymerase II transcription subunit 28
Exons: 5
Coding region: 224-967 (247 amino acids)
Cellular component (GO): mediator complex
Source: RefSeq, a predicted model, not a curated record